UUAAAGUAACAAGGCAAGAACCCAGUCUAACUUGGUCGAAACGAGGCGAUCGCAGCGUGACACAUUUUGUACAAUGGCUGAUGCAUUGGGAGAUGAGUGGUGGUUAACGAAUGACGAGCCAUCAACACACUGUGAGAGUUUAGAGCAACCAAAGGAAAAGCCAGCAAAGUUAAAAGGUGGUAUUGGUGAUAAAAAGUUGAAGAGGAAAAAGGCUACAACAAGCACUGUCAGUGUGGGAAAUGUGGGCAGUGGUGUGCUGACGCUAGCUCAGAAGAAAGAGCUGCACCAUGAAAAAAUAGAUAAGAGUCGGACUAAGCGGUCGAAGCUUACUGCAAAAAACGAAUCCAAGACGCAAGUGGGAACGGCAGGUGUAUUAGAAGCUGAGCCAUGGGAACUGAAGGACAAGCCAAAAAAGAAGAAAAAGAGAAAGAAGAAGAAGAUAUCUGACGAUCUUGCGGAUAAGCCUCCCUCAGCACCAUCUGCUGCAGAUUUGCUACAGUUCAUUAAAAGCCAGUCGGAAGGCACGCUGUCUACCAUUGAAGCAGAGGAGGUGGAGCUACAAGAUGAACAUGUUGGACCUUGUAAAGAAGUUGGCGAAGACAUUCCCCAGUUCCUUAACAGGUUGCUACCAGACUGGUGUCGCCACCUAGUGGAGCUUGGGAGCACUCAAGCAUCGCCGGUGCUUCUCAUCGUGUGUAUAUCAGCCAUCAGAGCGGUGGCGGUGAGGAGAGCGAUUCAAGAUGUUCUAAAGUUGCAGAAAGGGAUGCAGAUAGGAAAACUCUUUGCCAAGCAUUUUUCGGUAACAGACCAGGCAAAGUUCCUCCAGAAAACUGUGGUCCCUAUUGGACUCGGAACUCCAAAUCGGAUUCAUAAACUCCUGGAAGAAGAUGCACUGUGGAAGGGUCAGCUUCGCUACAUCGUGCUAGACUGGACGUAUCGUGACGACAAACUGCAGCGGCUGUCCGACCAGAAGCUUGUGAGACGAGACCUGUUCACUCUGAUGCAUCGACACCUGAUUCCACUAGUGAGGAAUUCCUGCUGCAGAUUCUCUCUCGUCUGAUCCAUAGAGCGGUGGCUUUGCGCUGAGAAUUCAUAAUGAACAAGAGCAAACCUCCGCCACAGCGUAACAGUCCCCCCCCCAUCUUGCUGGUACACCCAAUAUAGAGUUGGAUGGCA
Messenger RNA from Priapulus caudatus, 1176 nucleotides. RefSeq names its product protein CMSS1-like. Lineage: Eukaryota; Metazoa; Priapulida; Priapulimorpha; Priapulimorphida; Priapulidae. Gene Ontology annotation, cellular component: 90S preribosome; nucleus. The coding region runs from base 74 to 1060 and encodes 328 amino acids. The transcript has 7 exons. The record is from RefSeq and is a predicted model, not a curated record.